AUGAACCCCGCCGAAGGGGCAGCGGAGGAAGGGGCAGUGCCCGAUUCCGAGGUGGAUGCCUUUUUCCGAACAGGGUCUUUCCGAAACGAUGGCCUAAAAGCUUCUGAUGUCCUUCCUAUACUGAAGGAGAAAGUGGCCUUUGUGUCAGGUGGCCGCGAUAAACGAGGAGGACCCAUCCUGACAUUUCCAGCACGUAGCAAUCAUGACAGAAUAAGGCAGGAAGACCUUCGAAAACUAGUGACUUAUUUGGCUAGCGUGCCAAGCGAAGACGUCUGCAAACGAGGGUUCACAGUCAUCAUUGACAUGAGGGGGUCUAAAUGGGACCUGAUCAAGCCUCUUCUGAAGACACUUCAGGAAGCCUUCCCUGCAGAAAUUCACGUUGCCCUGAUAAUCAAGCCUGAUAACUUCUGGCAGAAGCAGAAGACAAAUUUUGGAAGUUCAAAAUUUAUUUUUGAGACAAGUAUGGUCUCAGUUGAAGGCCUAGCAAAACUGGUCGAUCCUUCCCAGCUAACAGAAGAAUUUGAAGGAUCUUUGGAUUACAAUCAUGAUGAGUGGAUAGAGUUGAGGGUCUCCUUGGAAGAAUUUUUCAACAGUGCCAUCCAUUUGUUAUCCAGACUAGAGGACCUUCAGGAAAUGCUGGCUAGGAAAGAAUUUCCAGUGGACGUUGAAGGAUCAAGAAGACUGAUAGAUGAACACACACAGCUGAAGAAGAAAGUAAUUAAAGCUCCCGUGGAAGAGCUGGACCGUGAAGGUCAGAGGUUGUUACAGUGCAUAAGGUGUAGUGAUGGUUUUUCUGGUAGGAACUGCAUUCCUGGCAGUGCAGACUUCCAAAGUCUUGUGCCAAAGAUCACUAGCCUUUUGGACAAACUGCAUUCAACACGGCAACACUUGCAUCAGAUGUGGCAUGUCCGCAAACUGAAACUGGACCAGUGCUUUCAACUUCGACUUUUUGAGCAAGAUGCAGAAAAAAUGUUUGACUGGAUCAGCCACAACAAAGAAUUGUUCCUGCAGAGUCACACUGAAAUUGGAGUGAGCUACCAACAUGCCCUUGAUUUACAGACACAGCACAACCACUUUGCUAUGAAUUCCAUGAAUGCCUACGUGAAUAUCAACCGCAUCAUGUCAGUCGCAUCUAGGCUUUCAGAAGCAGGCCAUUAUGCAUCUCAGCAAAUUAAGCAGAUCUCCACCCAACUAGAUCAGGAAUGGAAAAGCUUUGCUGCAGCACUGGAUGAGCGCAGCACGAUAUUGGCCAUGUCUGCUGUGUUUCAUCAGAAGGCUGAACAGUUCCUCUCUGGUGUAGACACGUGGUGCAAAAUGUGCAGUGAAGGAGGCCUCCCAUCAGAAAUGCAAGACCUGGAACUGGCCAUCCAUCAUCAUCAGUCCCUAUAUGAGCAGGUCACCCAGGCCUACACAGAGGUAAGCCAGGAUGGAAAGGCUUUACUGGAUGUCCUGCAGCGCCCCUUGAGCCCUGGGAACUCCGAAUCUCUCACGGCCACAGCUAAUUAUUCCAAGGCUGUUCACCAGGUGUUGGAUGUGGUCCAUGAAGUCUUGCAUCACCAACGUCGGCUGGAGAGUAUCUGGCAGCACAGGAAGGUCCGGUUACAUCAGAGGCUUCAACUUUGUGUUUUCCAGCAAGAUGUUCAACAGGUGUUGGACUGGAUUGAAAACCAUGGGGAAGCCUUUCUCAGUAAACACACUGGAGUGGGAAAGUCCCUUCAUAGGGCACGAGCUCUUCAGAAAAGACACGAUGACUUUGAAGAAGUAGCACAGAAUACCUACACUAAUGCAGACAAGCUACUGGAAGCUGCAGAGCAGUUGGCUCAGACUGGAGAGUGUGACCCUGAAGAGAUCUACAAAGCAGCACGGCAUCUUGAAGUGCGGAUUCAGGAUUUUGUCAGAAGAGUAGAACAGAGAAAACUUCUUUUGGAUAUGUCUGUCUCCUUUCACACUCAUACUAAAGAGCUGUGGACAUGGAUGGAAGAUCUGCAGAAGGAGCUCUUGGAAGAUGUCUGUGCAGACUCUGUGGAUGCAGUUCAGGAACUCAUUAAGCAGUUCCAGCAACAGCAAACGGCUACCUUAGAUGCAACCCUCAAUGUCAUCAAGGAAGGUGAAGACCUAAUCCAGCAGCUCAGGGAUUCAGCUGUCUCUAACAAUAAAACGCCGCACAACAGCUCUAUCAGCCACAUUGAAUCCGUCCUUCAGCAGCUUGAUGAAGCCCAAGUACAGAUGGAAGAACUCUUCCAUGAAAGAAAGAUUAAGCUAGACAUCUUCCUUCAGCUUCGAAUUUUUGAACAGUAUACCAUUGAGGUGACAGCUGAGUUAGAUGCCUGGAAUGAGGACUUGCUAAGGCAAAUGAAUGAUUUCAAUACUGAGGACUUGACUCUGGCAGAGCAGCGUCUGCAGCGACACACUGAACGAAAGUUGGCUAUGAACAACAUGACCUUUGAGGUCAUCCAGCAAGGACAAGAUUUGCACCAGUACAUCAUGGAAGUCCAGGCCUCAGGCAUUGAACUGAUCUGUGAAAAGGACAUCGAUUUAGCAACGCAAGUGCAAGAGCUGCUGGAAUUUCUUCAUGAGAAGCAGCAUGAGCUGGAGCUCAAUGCUGAUCAGACACACAAGCGGCUGGAACAGUGCCUUCAGCUCCGGCACCUGCAGGCAGAAGUCAAGCAGGUUCUUGGCUGGAUCCGGAAUGGAGAAUCAAUGCUUAAUGCAAGCCUUGUCAAUGCGAGCUCUCUGUCAGAAGCUGAACAGCUCCAGAGAGAGCAUGAGCAGUUCCAACUGGCUAUAGAGUCCCUCUUUCAUGCCACUUCCUUGCAGAAGACACACCAGAGUGCCCUCCAGGUGCAGCAGAAGGCAGAGGUACUGCUACAGGCUGGGCAUUAUGAUGCUGAUGCCAUCAGAGAAUGUGCAGAAAAGGUGGCAAUGCACUGGCAGCAGCUCAUGCUGAAAAUGGAGGACAGGCUGAAGCUGGUUAAUGCAUCUGUUGCUUUUUAUAAAACCUCAGAACAGGUUUGCAGCGUGCUGGAAAGCUUGGAGCAAGAGUAUCGAAGGGAUGAAGACUGGUGUGGAGGCCGGGAUAAACUUGGGCCAGCAUCUGAGAUAGAUCAUGUUAUCCCCUUAAUAAGCAAACAUCUGGAACAGAAGGAAGCCUUUCUCAAGGCCUGCACUUUAGCACGAAGGAAUGCAGAAGUGUUUCUCAAGUACAUUCACCGAAACAACGUCAGCAUGCCAGGGGUAGUGAGCCAUACAAGGGGACCCGAGCAGCAAGUUAAAGCCAUUCUGAGUGAGCUGCUGCAGAGGGAAAACAGAGUUCUUCACUUCUGGACCUUGAAGAAACGAAGAUUGGACCAGUGCCAGCAGUACGUGGUCUUUGAGCGCAGUGCUAAACAGGCUUUAGACUGGAUCCAAGAAACAGGAGAGUAUUAUCUCUCUACUCAUAACUCCACAGGGGAAUCAGCAGAAGAAACUCAGGAACUUCUGAAAGAAUAUGGGGAAUUCAAAGUACCUGCCAAGCAAACCAAGGAGAAAGUGAAGCUUCUCAUUCAGCUGGCUGAUAGCUUUGUAGAAAAAGGACAUACUCAUGCCACUGAAAUUAGAAAAUGGGUUACCACUGUCGACAAACGGUAUCGGGACUUCUCAUUGAGGAUGGGGAAAUAUCGCUACUCUUUGGAAAAAGCUCUUGGCAUCAAUACAGAGGAUAAUAAGGACCUGGAGUUGGACAUCAUUCCAGCAAGUCUGUCAGAUCGUGAGGUGAAACUACGUGAUGCCAAUCAUGAGGCUAAUGAAGAAAAAAGGAAGUCAGCCAGAAAGAAAGAAUUCAUCAUGGCUGAACUGCUUCAGACAGAGAAGGCAUACGUCAGGGAUUUACAUGAAUGUCUAGAGACAUACCUUUGGGAAAUGACAAGUGGAGUUGAGGAGAUACCCCCAGGGAUUCUUAACAAAGAGCACAUAAUUUUUGGCAACAUCCAGGAGAUUUAUGACUUUCAUAAUAACAUUUUUCUGAAAGAACUAGAAAAAUAUGAACAACUUCCUGAAGAUGUGGGCCAUUGCUUUGUUACCUGGGCAGAUAAAUUUCAGAUGUAUGUCACCUACUGCAAAAACAAGCCUGAUUCCAGCCAGCUGAUCCUGGAGCAUGCAGGAACAUUCUUCGAUGAAAUUCAACAAAGGCAUGGCCUGGCCAACUCCAUUUCCUCAUACUUAAUCAAACCUGUCCAAAGGAUAACCAAGUACCAGCUUUUAUUGAAGGAGCUUUUAACAUGCUGUGAAGAGGGGAAAGGGGAGCUGAAGGAUGGUUUGGAAGUGAUGCUGAGUGUCCCCAAGAAAGCCAAUGAUGCCAUGCAUGUCAGCAUGCUGGAAGGGUUUGAUGAAAACUUGGAUGUUCAGGGAGAACUGAUCCUUCAGGAUUCCUUCCAAGUGUGGGAUCCCAAGUCUCUUAUCCGGAAGGGUCGUGAAAGGCACUUGUUUCUCUUCGAAAUCUCUCUUGUUUUUAGCAAAGAGAUCAAAGAUUCUGCAGGACACACUAAAUAUGUUUACAAGAACAAAUUACUGACCUCAGAAUUGGGAGUGACGGAGCAUGUGGAAGGCGAUCCCUGCAAGUUUGCCUUGUGGUCUGGACGGACUCCCUCCUCAGAUAACAAAACGGUGCUAAAAGCAUCCAGUAUUGAAACAAAACAAGAAUGGAUAAAAAACAUACGGGAAGUGAUACAGGAAAGGAUUAUACACUUAAAAGGGGCUUUGAAAGAGCCAAUACAGCUCCCCAAGACCCCAGCAAAGCAGAGGAACAACAGCAAGAGAGAGGGAGGAGAAGAUGCUGACAGUCAAGGAGAUGGGAGUAGUCAGCCCGACACAAUUUCAAUUGCAUCCCGGACCUCGCAGAAUACCGUGGACAGUGACAAGCUGUCUGGAGGAUGUGAACUGACGGUGGUGCUGCAGGACUUCACAGCUAGCCAUAGUAGCGAGCUGAGUAUCCAGGUGGGACAAACCGUGGAGUUACUAGAAAGACCCAGUGAAAGGCCAGGCUGGUGUUUGGUCCGUACAACCGAGCGAAGUCCUCCUCUGGAAGGCCUGGUCCCCAGCAGCGCUCUCUGCAUCUCCCAUUCACGGAGCAGCGUAGAGAUGGACUGCUUCUUCCCUUCAGGAAAAGAUGGCUAUCCAGGUUCAUCCAAUGAAAAUGGAGGGAAAUCUGAAUCGGUGGCAAACUUACAGACCCAGUCAUCCCUCAAUUCCAUUCAGAGCUCACCUGGUCCAAAGCGCUCAACCAACACACUAAAAAAAUGGUUAACAAGCCCUGUCCGUCGGCUGAACAGUGGGAAAACAGACAGUAACAUCAAAAAGCAAAAAAAAGUGCGUGAAGGACGGAAGAGUUUUGAUUUGGGAUCCCCCAAGCCUGGAGAUGAGACAACACCUCAGGGAGAUAGUGCAGAUGAGAAGAGCAAGAAAGGUUGGGGCGAAGAUGAACCAGAUGAAGAAUCUCAUACGCCACUCCCUCCUCCUAUGAAGAUUUUUGAUAAUGAUCCCACACAAGAUGAAAUGACACUAGAGGGAGGCUCCUACCGAGGAACCUUAAAAGAUCCAACAGGAUGUUUGAAUGAGACUGUGACACCUUCAACUCCUCCUUCAAGAAACCUUGAAGAGGAACAAAAAGCCAAAGCUAUGCGAGGCAGGAUGUUUGUUUUAAAUGAACUGGUACAAACUGAGAAAGACUACGUCAAAGACUUAGGAAUAGUGGUGGAGGGAUUCAUAAAAAGAAUAGAAGAAAAAGGUGUCCCUGAAGACAUGAAAGGGAAAGAUAAGAUUGUAUUUGGAAACAUUCACCAGAUUUAUGAUUGGCACAAAGACUUUUUUCUAGCUGAACUGGAAAAGUGCCUUCAGGAGCAUGACCGGUUAGCACAACUGUUCAUCAAGCAUGAGAGAAGAUUACACAUGUAUGUGGUUUACUGUCAAAACAAACCAAAAUCUGAAUAUAUAGUAGCAGAAUACGGAGCAUAUUUUGAGGAAGUGCAACAAGAAAUAAGCCAGCGGCUAACUCUCAGUGACUUCUUAAUCAAACCCAUUCAGAGAAUAACCAAGUACCAGCUACUGCUCAAGGACUUUCUAAAAUACAGUGAAAAAGCUGGGUUGGAGUGUUCAGAGACAGAGAAAGCUGUGGAGUUAAUGUGCCUUGUUCCUAAACGCUGCAAUGACAUGAUGAACCUGGGCCGCCUUCAGGGCUUUGAGGGCAAGCUGGCAGCCCAAGGGAAGUUGCUGCAGCAGGAUACAUUCUACGUCAUAGAGCAGGAUUCUGGAGGGCUGUCUCGGCCAAAGGAACGCAGAGUUUUCCUCUUUGAGCAAAUAGUCAUCUUUAGUGAGCUUCUUAGAAAAGGCUCUUUAACACCUGGGUACCUUUUUAAACGGAGUAUAAAGAUGACUUACCUAAUUCUUGAGGAGAAUGUGGAGAAUGAUCCUUGCAAAUUUGCUCUGAUGAGCCGGGAAACAUCAGAAAGACUCAUCCUGCAGGCAGCCAAUCCUGAAAUCCAGCAAGCUUGGGUGCAGGACAUCAGUCAAGUAUUGGACACACAAAGGGACUUCUUAAAUGCACUACAGUCACCUAUAGAGUAUCAGCGCAAAGAAAGCAGCACUUCUGCAGUAAUGAGACCCCAGACCAGCAGGGUACCUCAGCCCAUCACCAGGCCCUAUUCCUCAGGACCCGUAGGGGCUGAUAAACCUUUGAAGGCUACCGUGCGUAACCCGUCUCUGCCACCUCUGAAGAUAUCUACCUCCAAUGGCAGCACAGGGCAUGAGCAGCACCAGCCAGGGGACAAGUAUGAACAAAGCAAGAAUGACGCGGGUGGGUGCAAUGGGACCUCUUCCAUGGUGGUCAUCAAAGAUUAUUAUGCACUGAAGGAGAAUGAAAUCUGUGUCAACCAGGGUGAGGUGGUCCAAGUACUUGCCAUUAACCAGCAGAACAUGUUCCUUGUGUAUCAGCCUGCCAAUGACCAUUCACCAGCAGCAGAAGGAUGGAUCCCAGGGAAUAUCUUGGCUCCCCUCACUAAAUCAACUACAGAUAAUAGCGACGGAAGCAUAAAGAAGUCAUGUUCAUGGCAUACCCUGCGCAUGAGAAAGCGGGCGGAAAAGGAAAGUGGCAAAACAGAAGCCAAUGGCCUACGUAAACCCAUGGAUAUUCUGGGCAACAAAGUCUCUGUUAAAGAGACAAACAGUUCAGAGGAAUCAGAAUGUGAUGACCUUGACCCAAACACUAGCAUGGAGAUCAUCAACCCAAACUUCAUCCAGGAAGUUGCUCCAGAGUUUCUUGUGCCUUUAGUGGACAUCACCUGCUUGCUUGGUGACACAGUAAUAUUACAAUGUAAGGUGUGUGGACGGCCAAAGCCAAGUAUAACCUGGAAGGGACCAGAUCAAAACAUCCUCGACAAUGACAACAGUACAGCCGCAUAUACAGUUUCCUCCUGUGAUUCAGGCGAAAUCACCCUGAAGAUCUGUAAUGUCAUGCCCCAGGAUAGUGGUAUUUACACAUGUGUGGCAACAAAUGAACUUGGAACAGCAUCCACUUCUGCUACAAUCAAAGUCCAAGGUGUCCCAGCAGCCCCAAAUCGUCCCAUUGCUCAGGAAAGAAGCUGCACCUCGGUGAUUCUUCGGUGGCUACCUCCAUCCAGUACAGGAAACUGUACUAUUUCUGGUUACACGGUGGAAUACAGAGAAGAAGGAUCUCAGGUCUGGCAGCAGUCUGUUGCCUCAACUUUGGACACCUACCUCGUUAUUGAAGAUCUCACACCUGGCUGUCAAUAUCAGUUCCGAGUCAGCGCUAGCAAUCCUUGGGGAAUUAGUUUACCUAGUGAGGCCUCUGAAUUUGUGAAACUUCCAGAAUACGACUCUGCAGCAGAUGGAGCCACUGUUAUAUGGAAGGAGAACUUUGAUUUGGCCUAUGUGGAGUUGAAUGAGAUUGGAAGAGGGCGAUUUGCCGUUGUGAAGAAAUGUAUCCACAAAGCAACUAGGAAGGAUGUUGCAGUGAAGUUCAUCAAUAAAAAAAUGAAGAAGAAGGAGCAGGCAGCACAUGAAGCAGCCAUGUUGCAACAUUUGCAGCAUCCCCAGUAUAUUACUAUUCAUGAUAUCUAUGAGUCACCUUCCUGCUAUAUCUUAGUCUUAGAGCUGAUGGAUGAUGGUCGUCUCUUGGACUACCUUAUGAAUCAUGAUGAACUUAUGGAGGAGAAAGUAGCUUUCUACAUAAGAGAUACAAUGGAAGCCUUACAAUACCUUCAUAAUUGUCGGGUGGCUCAUUUGGAUAUAAAGCCAGAAAAUCUGCUCAUUGACUUGAGGAUUCCAGUGCCUCGUGUUAAGUUGAUAGACUUAGAAGAUGCUGUUCAAAUUACCGGCCAUUACCAUGUUCAUCAUCUCCUUGGAAAUCCUGAAUUUGCUGCUCCAGAAGUUAUCCAAGGUGCCCCUGUUUCACUAAGCACAGAUAUCUGGAGCCUAGGAGUGCUUGCCUAUGUCAUGUUGAGUGGCGUCUCUCCCUUCCUGGAUGAAAGUAGAGAGGAGACUUGCAUCAAUGUGUGCCGGGUGGAUUUCAGCUUCCCUAGUGAGUACUUCUGUGAUGUAAGCCACGCUGCCAGAGACUUCAUUACUGUAAUCCUUCAAGAAGACUUCAGGAGGAGGCCAACAGCAGCCACUUGUUUGCAGCACCCUUGGCUGCAGUUUCACAAUGGCAGCUACUCCAAAAUCCCACUAGAUACCUCACGCCUGGCUAGUUUUAUUGAACGUCGCAAACAUCAGUUUGAUGUGCGUCCAAUUCCCAACGUCAAAAGUUUCAUAAUGAGCAGGAUGAAUCCAGGAACGUAAUGCAAUAUAUGACUUGACACUGAAGUAUGAUAGGGUAUGACAAGAGAGAAGGCAGAAUUUGCCUUUAUAUGUCUGUGUAAAGUAUUAUACUUGAUGUGAUGUCCAAGAAAGUAUAAGUACUGUUCCAGCAGUUGCAUUAUCUAACCAAUUAGAUUUAGAUGCUUUCAGGUGUUGCAUAUACACCUUCUUAGGUGGCUUAUUCUUGUUAUAAUGUGGUCAUGUUAAAUACAGAUGAAUGUUCCUAACGACUUCAGUUGAGAAUGAGAACCAAAACGCUGUUGCCUUACAUUUGAAAGGCAGCUCUGGCAUUUUUGCUGAUCCUAUUAAAGUUUAAAUAAUAUGUUAGAACGGCAGAAGAAAAUAACACUAGGCUUCUUCUGAAAAAUAAAUUGGAUUGGCAUCAGAAUUUCCAGAAACUGUUGCUAUUCAAGUUUUAAUAAGGGGCCAGAUCCUACAAGGAAGACCUCUGGUCACCAGUAAGAACUAGUAUUAUGGCUAGACUGCUGUUUUAUGACCCUUGUCAGCUUUGCCUGUGAUGUGACUUAGGUAUGCUGUAUUGAUCAAGGCUCCAGUAUGCCUUUGCCAAUAAGCCUCCUUGGGAUUUUACAGCACUCUCAUUAUCAAAACUAAUAUACCAGAAAGUAGCAGUGUGCUACUGAUGUGAUGGUAAAUUAAAAAAAAAAAGUUUUGAUUAAGCACAAUGAGACAAUUUUUUUACUGAAGUUUUUUAUAGCUCUUGUACAGGAAUCUUUUGCAAAAUCUGUGUUGAGAAAAGGGUAUGUUAAAAAUAAUUACUGUAUCUGUAAACUAGAUGUCAAAGACAUUUUUCUAUUGCAGGAGCUUUGAAUUAUCACAUAACAUGUAACAUGAAAAGAAUCUUAUUCCAUGUUCAGUUUGAAAAGUUAGUUGCUCAGUUGUGAUAUCAAUCCAAAGUUGGCCAAAGUACAGUAAAUAUAAUGGGUCCAUUCCUUUGUUUUAAGCUUCAAAAUGGGUGUGUAAGAUCGGUAGUUUACUACAUUUGUGCAUACAUGCAUCUCUGUCUCUCUCCCACUAACCCCCACCACCCAAACAUCUAUGCUAGCAUUUUCUGUCUAUUCCAACAGUCUGGUAUUAAAAGGAUCAUUACAGUUUUUAUUAACAAAAAGCAUAACUAGUGAAUAGUCCCUUAGAAAUUGUCGAUGUUGAACCAUUUUCAAAUCAAAUGACUUCAGAAAUGAAGUUCCAAGUUAUAGUGGUAUCGUACGGAUGAUAUAGGGAUUAGACUAAUUUUUUACACCAAGGAUAAAUUAGUACAGUGAAUGAUUCAUGAUCCUGCUGUAUCUUAAUCAUUUAGUCAACAAUUUUUUCCUCUUUGCCCAGCAACUGUUUUUCUAUAAAUUCUCCUGUGUUGUGAUGGACUUAGUAAUUUCUGAAGGCAUAGUCUCAUCUUCCAACAGAAAGUGCAAUUUCCCCCUUCACUUGUUCAAAUUGCUGUAAUUCAAGAUAUUUACCUUACUUAACAAGGUUUAAGUCUUUAUAUGAUGCCGUCUAUGUAAAUCACAAUAGUUGCAGCUGGGUUUGCUGAACCUAAAUUGCAUCUCUUUGUCUACAUAAUUGUACAAUUUUCACAGCAGAGACACUCAAAGACUCUUUCAUUCUCCAUAACUAUAUUUUAAGGGCACCAAUUGCUUGACUUUUCUCUUCUAUUGAAAAUUACUUAUUGGGACAUAACGAUCCUGAUGUACAUCUUAGUUGCUUAUUACCUAAACAUUUACCAUGGAUAGCCUGCAGGUCCGCUCAUAAAACUACUGAUAGGUUCUGUCAUAGUAUUGGCUUAGGCAGCUUGUUAUACACAACCAACUCUGUGGGGUGAGACUAAGUUUUCUAAUCUUGGCACUGUUUAUUCAAGAUGGAUGUUUAAUAUUUUGCAGUUAUGGACAUAAAGCACUUUUAGAUAAGCCUAUAUUAAGACUCGCACAAAAAGCUAAGGAGCUCACUCAGAGAACGACAGUCACACUCCGGAUCAGGCAUCUGGAUUUCCAAAUAAUGAAGAACUUCCUAUCCUUCUGCAUCUGGCAAAACAGGAGAGUAAUAAGAUUCUCCUCACCACUAUGCUCAUGACCGCCUUACCAAGAAAGCUACAAGCAUGUUGCAGAAAGUUGUACAUGAUCAAGUGGUUUCUCUGUUCACUGUGUACCAGUAGUGGGACAGA
Eublepharis macularius is the source of this 11020-nucleotide messenger RNA. It is a transcript of the gene KALRN, whose product is annotated as kalirin RhoGEF kinase. The record is from RefSeq and is a predicted model, not a curated record. Gene Ontology annotation, cellular component: cytoplasm; postsynaptic density. Gene Ontology annotation, molecular function: guanyl-nucleotide exchange factor activity; ATP binding; protein binding. Bases 1 to 8829 code for a protein of 2942 amino acids. The transcript is spliced from 59 exons. Lineage: Eukaryota; Metazoa; Chordata; Lepidosauria; Squamata; Eublepharidae. Gene Ontology annotation, biological process: protein phosphorylation; intracellular signal transduction; axon guidance.